AUGGCUACAGGUGAUGAAGUACAUGCACAUCGUAGCCGAGUCUCUGACGUCGGUCAAGAGCCACUUAAAAUGCUAUUACCAAUUCGUGGAUACGAUCGAGUCCCCUUGGUGACACUCGAAGAAGCCGUGGAACCACUCGUGCGAAUCUUGCCUGAAAUAAAUGACUACGUUUAUGUCGCUAAGCAACGAUGCGAUGAAGAUCCAGCUGAUGGUCUUAGUCAAGAUGAAUCAGCUGCCAUCAUGCUCUACUCUAUGGAAUGGAUACCUCGAGAAGAAUGUCUCUACUCUGUUCUCAACACCAUUCUUCGGUCUGAAGAUAGACGUAAACUAGAGCCUUGGUUUCUCUAUUUGAAGCUUCUUCUAAGUGGACUCACUCGACUUCCAUCGACUCGUCGAUUUGUCUAUCGAGGCGUCAAAAUGGAUUUAAGCAAGCAAUAUAAACCAGGAAAAGCAAUUGUUUGGUGGGCUUUUUCUUCUUGUACAUCAACAGUAGGGGUGCUGCAAAAUGAAGAUUUUUUAGGUCAGACAGGUGAAAGAACGAUGUUUACUAUCGAAUGUGACAGUGGUAAAGAUAUUAGUCGUCAUUCUUAUUUUCGAUCUGAGGAGGAAAUUCUGCUUCCUCCUGGUAGACAAUUCGAAGUUGUUGCGUCUCUACAAACAGGACCCGAUAUUCAUGUGAUCCAAUUGAAAGAGGUUACGCCUCCUAUUGUGCUUCUGCAACCAGUAUCAUUGGCUUCCAAUGCGACUAAGGCUACAUCAGAUAAAUCAAAGCCAACUCAACCCAACUCAACUACACUAGUACUGAACCCUAAACCAAAGCCACAGCAUUCAACUUUCAUCCCGAAUAUUCCCUCAAAUGCCAGAUGGGAAAAUAAUGGAAUCAUCGUCGCUGGAGGAAAUGGAUCAGGUGAUGCAGAGAAUCAACUAGAGUAUCCUUAUGACUUGCACGUGGAUGAUGAUCAAACUCUUUACAUUAGUGACUACGGCAAUAAUCGUAUUAUGGAGUGGAAGGCUGGUUCGAAGAGCGGUCAAGUGGUUGCUGGUGGGCAUGGCCGGGGAGCUCGAGAUGAUCAGCUGAAUACGCCACGUGGUGUGAUUUUGGACAACGAGAUGGACGCUCUCAUCAUCUGUGAUGCGGGAAACGGACGUGUGACAAGAUGGUCUAGGCAAAAUCGAACAAAUGGAGAAACGAUCAUCAAUAAUGUCAAUUGUUGGGGUUUGAUGAUGGACAAUCAGAGAUUUCUCUACGUGACUGACCAAGUGGCAGUUCGACGAUAUGACACGGAAGAAAAGAAUGGUAUAGUAGUGGCGGGUGAAAAUAGUGGUGGUGACGGUCUCAAUCAACUCGACAGACCUGACCUAAUCUUUGUUGAUCGAGAUUAUUCUAUCUACGUCUCGGAAUAUUGCAAUCAUCGUGUAAUGAAAUGGGCGAAAGGUGCAAAAGAAGGCAUUAUUGUGGCGGGUGGUCGAGGCGAAGGCAAUGCUUUAACACAACUAUCGAACCCUACAGGAGUGUUCGUCGAUCAGUUGGAGACAGUCUAUGUGGUAGACUUUGGUAAUAAUAGAGUGAUGCGAUGGUGCAAAGGAGCAACACAGGGAAGCAUCAUCAUCGGAGGAAAGCAUUUGUGUGGCCCUAGAGGCUUGUCAUUCGAUCACUAUGGUAAUAUGUAUGUUGUCGAUUGUUGUAAUUAUCGAGUUCUAAGAUUUUCAAUUGAAAAGUGA
This is a messenger RNA of Rotaria socialis, 1722 nucleotides long. The record is from the annotation of a GenBank genome assembly. NCBI's taxonomy places the organism in Eukaryota, Metazoa, Rotifera, Eurotatoria, Philodinida, Philodinidae.